GAGCGCGGCCGCCCUCGCUCCGCCCCCUUCGGCAAUCAACAACACUCUCACCUCCCCGGAAGGCUUCAGGGACUUCCAAGAGCUUUGACCGGGUGGCACUCACUCUGCAGACCAAAACCACAACCAUGUCACUGCGAGACUGCCAGGCAUGGAAGGAUGCCCGUCUCCCGCUCUCAACCACAAGCAAUGAAGCCUGCAAGCUGUUUGAUGCCACCUUGACCCAGUAUGUCAAGUGGACCAAUGACAAGAGUCUUGGUGGCAUCGAGGGCUGCCUGUCAAAGCUCAAGGCAGCAGACCCAAGCUUUGCCAUGGGUCAUGCCAUCGCUAACGGCCUUGUGCUCAUUGGCACGGGAAGCUCCGUGAAGCUGGACAAAGACCUGGACCUGGCUGUGAAGACCAUGGUGGAGAUUUCCCAAAGCCAGACUCUGACACCUCGGGAGCAACUGCAUGUGUCCGCAGUGGAGAUGUUUGCCAAGGGGAACUUCCCCAAAGCUUGUGACCUCUGGGAACAGAUCCUCCGGGACCACCCAACAGACAUGUUGGCCCUGAAGUUUUCCCAUGAUGCCUACUUUUACCUGGGCUACCAGGAGCAGAUGCGAGAUUCUGUGGCUCGAGUUUACCCCUUUUGGACACGUGACACCCCCCUUAGCAGCUAUGUGAAAGGCAUCUAUUCUUUUGGGCUGAUGGAAACCAACCUCUAUGACCAGGCACAAAAGCUUGCCAAAGAGGCUUUAGCUAUUGAGCCGACGGAUGCGUGGUCAGUGCACACUGUUGCCCAUAUACAUGAGAUGAGAGCAGAGGUCAAAGAUGGGCUGGAGUUUAUGCAGCACACCGAAGGCCACUGGAAGGACUCUGACAUGCUCGCUUGUCAUAAUUAUUGGCACUGGGCCCUGUACUUGAUUGAAAAGGGAGAAUAUGAGGCUGCGCUAACUAUCUAUGACAGCCAUAUCCUCCCCAGCCUUCAGGCCAGUGGUGCCAUGCUAGAUGUGGUGGACAGCUGCUCCAUGCUCUACCGUCUCCAGAUGGAAGGGGUGUCCCUUGGCCAGCGGUGGCAGGCUGUCCUACCAGUGACUAAGAAGCAUACCCAGGACCACAUCCUUCUGUUCAAUGACGCUCACUUCCUGAUGGCCUCUCUGGGUGCCCGGGACCUCCAGACAACACAGGAGCUGCUGACCACCCUGAAGGAGGCCAGCGAGUCCCCAGGAGAGAACUGCCAGCACAAGUUGGCACAAGAUGUGGGGCUGCCCCUGUGCCAGGCCCUUGUGGAGGCUGAGAACGGGAACCCUGACCGAGUCCUAGAACUUCUGUUGCCAGUCCGCUACCGAAUCGUCCAGAUUGGGGGCAGCAAUGCCCAGAGAGACGUCUUCAACCAGCUGUUGAUUCAUGCGGCCAUCACCUGCACUUCCAGCGUCCAUAAGAAUGUGGCCCGGAGCCUUCUGAUGGAGCGUGAUGCCUUGAAACCCAACUCACCCCUGACUGAGCGGCUCAUCCGCAAGGCAGCCGCUGUGCAUCUUAUGCAAUGAUCCAGGCCCCGUCCUUGGCCUACAGCUCAGUGCUAACCUCCUGGCAUUAGGUUGACUGUCCGGUUGGGUUAGGGUUAGGAAAUAGCUGGGACUGCUCGUCAGAGAAUAAGGUAGAAUUCUCCAAAUCAAUCUUUGGUGGAAAUAGGGGACGCAAGUUAAUUUUGAGUGAUAUUCAGAAUUCCUCUCAGGGCCAACAUGCAUUUUUAAGCUUCCAGAACCAAAGCAAUGCUAUUAUUUGCAGGUGCCUUGAACAUUGUACUUUCUUGUUCUGAGGCUGGCAGGCAGGGCAGAGCUGUGGCCCCUCAUCUGGGAGGUAUCCAAGCGCCUCCCACACACAGUGAAACUUUUCAUUUAGCUUCCCUUCUCUUCUACACAGAGCCCGCUGUCCCAUUUCCCUGGGGAGGAUUUCAGUGAGCUGCCCGGGGUCCCAGCUAGCAGAGGCUUUUCCUUUUGCUAGGGGGUAGGGUGGGAGGAGGGUGUCGGGGUCCAACGCCCCAACAUUAACUUUUCCCUCUCUGGACUGGCAUGGAGGAGACGGGAAUAAAGACAUGACUCACAUGA
Arvicola amphibius (Eurasian water vole) is the source of this 2084-nucleotide messenger RNA. RefSeq names its product tetratricopeptide repeat domain 38 (gene Ttc38). Lineage: Eukaryota; Metazoa; Chordata; Mammalia; Rodentia; Cricetidae. The coding region runs from base 126 to 1523 and encodes 465 amino acids. Gene Ontology annotation, molecular function: protein binding. The transcript is spliced from 14 exons. The record is from RefSeq and is a predicted model, not a curated record.